Molecule: messenger RNA, 5165 nt
Organism: Sus scrofa (pig)
Lineage: Eukaryota; Metazoa; Chordata; Mammalia; Artiodactyla; Suidae
Gene: ZMYM6
Product: zinc finger MYM-type containing 6
Molecular function (GO): zinc ion binding
Source: RefSeq, a predicted model, not a curated record
CGCCGGGCGGAAGCGGAGCAGUCGGACUGGGCAGCUGACGCGUUGCGGUUUUGCUGCUGGGACGCGCUGACAAGCAUAUGCGGGUUGUGUUCUCACCAUUCGAUACAACGUUGCCGCGUUUGUACUCGGUGACCGGCGUGGGAAUUACUGGUGGGGACGAGAUUUUCGGAGCGAAUAUGACACGAGCGUCCAUAGAUUAUUUUAACUGUGGCAAGUGGUUAGAAGUUCUCAUCUGUAGUACAGGCUAUUAAGCCAGCUGCCCAUUUCCAUGUCUGGCUUGACUGUUUGGAUUAAAAACAACUUUGAAGAGCCUCUUUUUUGCUUCAGGUUUACUGCGUCCUAUUUAGUACGUUUAUUUUUAGGGGAUGGGAAGUCUGCUCGAUGACUAAUAAGAGUAUCUUGUUUACAAGAAGGCGAUUGGAAAGUGGAGCUAUGAGGGGCUCAUACCAGGGCACGGCCCCCUUGGAGACCCUGAAAUGUGCAGGAAUCCAGCUAUCCAUCACCAAGAAGAAAUCUAUUAGUUUUAGACUGGGGAAUUCCUUUCCAUAAAAACUUAGAAUGAAAGAACCUUUGGAUGGUGACUGUGGCAAAGCAAUGGCACCACAGCAGGGACUUCUGGACAAAAUUAAAGAAGAACCUGACAAUGCUCAAGAAUAUAUACAUGAUUCAAAGCCAAAAACUCAAGAAAGUGAACUGAAAAUUAGCGCUGUGUUUUCAGUCAGUGACAGUCCUCUUGCCCAACAGUUGACCCCAGGCUUUCAGCUUUCUCCUGCAUCAUCUGGCCCAAAUAUAUCACUUCCUUCUGUUCCAGCCGUAGCUAUUCAGGUUUUUUGUUCUGGUUGUAAAAAAAUGCUUUAUAAGGGGCAAACCGCGUAUCAUAAGACAGGAUCUACUCAGCUCUUUUGUUCCACAAGGUGCAUCAUUGGAUAUUCUUCACCCGUCUGCCUACCACCUCCUCCCAGGAAAACCUGUGCAAACUGCUCAAAAGACAUUUUAAAUCCAAAGGAUGUGAUCACAACCCGAUUUGAAAAUUCCUCUCCUAGCAAAGAUUUCUGCAGCCAAUCAUGCCUUUCUUCUUAUGAGCUAAAGAAAAAACCUGUCGUUACCAUAUAUACCAAUAGCAUUUCAACUAGGUGCAGUAUGUGUCAGAAGAAUGCUGAUAUUCGAUUUGAAGUUAAAUAUCAAAAUGUGGUACAUGGUCUUUGUAGUGAUGCCUGUUUUUCCAAAUUUCACUCUACCAACAACCUCACCAUGAACUGUUGUGAGAACUGUGGGAGCUAUUGUUACAGUAGCUCUGGUCCUUGCCAGUCCCAGAAGGUUUUUAGUUCAACAAGUGUCACAGCAUAUAAGCAGAAUUCAGCUCAAACUCCUCCUUAUGCCUUGGGGAAAUCGUUGAGGCCCUCAGCUGAAAUGAUUGAGACUACGAAUGACUCAGGGAAAACAGAGCUUUUCUGCUCUGUUAAUUGCUUAUCUGCUUACAGAGUUAAGACAGUUAUUUCCUCAGGUGUCCAGGUUUUGUGUCAUAGUUGUAAAACCUCAGCGAUCCCUCAGUAUCAUCUAGCCAUGUCCAAUGGAACUAUAUACAGCUUCUGCAGUUCCAGCUGUGUGGUGGCUUUCCAGAAUGUAUUUAACAAGCCAAAAGGAACAAACUCUUCGGCAGCGCCCGUGUCUCAGGGCCAAGUGGUUGUAAGCCCACCCUCUGGGUCAGCAGUGUCAGCGGGAGGAGGUAACGCCUCUGCCGUUUCCCCCAGCUCCAUCAGUGGCUCUGCCGUAGCCAGUCUCCAGCCUCUCGCUGCUCAGUCCCAGCAAGCUGCUUUAACUCAUAAAGGUGUCAAACUCAAGUGUCAGCACUGUAACCAUCUGUUUGCCACAAAACCAGAACUUCUUUUCUACAAGGGUAAAAUGUUUCUCUUCUGUGGCAAGAUUUGCUCAGAUGAAUACAAAAAGAAAAAUAAAGUUAUGGCAAUGUGUGACUACUGUAAACUGCAGAAAGUUAUAAAGGAGACUGUACGAUUCUCAGGGGUUGAUAAGCCAUUCUGUAGUGAAGUUUGCAAAUUCCUCUCUGCCCGUGACUUUGGAGAACGAUGGGGAAACUACUGUAAGAUGUGCAGUUAUUGUUCACAGACAUCCCCUAAUUUGGUAGAAAAUCGAUUGGAGGGCAAGUUAGAAGAGUUUUGUUGUGAAGACUGUAUGACCAAAUUCACUGUUCUGUUCUAUCAGAUGGCUAAGUGUGAUGGCUGCAAACGGCAGGGUAAGCUAAGUGAAUCCAUAAAAUGGCGAGGAAACAUCAAACAUUUCUGUAACCUAUUUUGUGUCUUGGAAUUUUGUCAUCAACAAGUUAUGAAUGACCCUCUUUCACAAAACAAAGUAAACAUCUCCAAGGCUCAGACUGCUUCAGUGAAGCUCCUGUCUUCGAGGACAAGUACAACACCAGUUAUAACCAAUGUGGUGUCGUUGGCAAAAAUAUCUCCUGCCCAGCUCCCAGGGAACGGUGUUUUAAAAGGUGCAGUUACUACUAAAGAGGCAGCAAAGAUCAUUGAAGAUGGAAGUAUGAAGACAGAUGCCAUGAAACUUCUGUCUCCUCAGUCUUCGAGGCUUUUAAAGAACAAAGCCGUACUAUGCAAACCCGUCACACAGACCAAGGCCACCUCUUGCAAACCACAUAUACAGCACAAGGAAUGCCAGACAGAUUUAUCUAUGCCUAAUGAAAAAAAUGAUGCAGAACUUGAUUCUCCACCUGCAAAGAAAAAAAGAAUAGGUUUUUUCCAGACUUAUGAUGCAGAAUAUUUAAAAGUUGGUUUUAUUAUCUGUCCGGGAUCAAAAGAAGGUUCACCAAGACCACAGUGUGUCAUUUGUGGAGAAAUUUUAUCCAGUGAAAACAUGAAGCCAGCAAAUCUUUCUCAUCAUUUGAAGACAAAGCAUUCAGAAUUAGAAAACAAACCAGUAGAUUUUUUUGAACAAAAGUCUCUUGAAAUGGAAUGUCAAAACAGUGCUUUGAAAAAGUGUUUACUAGUUGAAAAGUCACUUUUGAAAGCUUCGUAUUUAAUUGCUUUCCAAAUUGCUGCCAGCAAAAAGCCAUUUUCCAUUGCUGAAGAAUUAAUUAAACCAUAUUUAGCAGAAAUGUGUUCGGAAGUUUUGGGUUCCACUGCUGGAGACAAAAUGAAAACCAUUCCUCUUUCUAAUAAUACGAUUGGACACAGGAUUGAUGAACUAUCUGCAGACAUUGAAGAUCAGCUGAUUCAAAAAGUCAGAGAAUCAAAGUGGUUUGCCCUUCAGAUAGAUGAGUCAUCAGAAAUGUCAAAUGCCGCCCUUCUUUUGUGCUAUAUUCGUUUCAUUGAUUAUGGUUGUAGUGAUAUAAAAGAAGAAUUAUUAUGUUGCAUUGAAAUGCCUUCUCAAAUGACUGGUUUUGAAAUAUUUGAACUAAUAAAUAAAUAUAUUGAUAGUAAAUCUCUGAAUUGGAAACAUUGUGUUGGUCUCUGUACAGAUGGGGCUGCAAGCAUGACUGGUAGGUGUUCUGGUUUAAGGGCAAAAAUUCAAGAAGUUGCCAUGAAUACAGUGGCAUUUACACACUGUUUUAUUCACCGUGAACAUUUAGCAGCAGCAAAGUUGUCUCCAUGCUUACAUGAAAUUCUUUUGCAGUCAGCACAAAUUUUAAGUUUUAUAAAGAGCAAUGCAUUGAAUUCACGGAUGUUAACAAUUUUGUGUGAAGAGAUGGGGUCUGAGCACUUGAAUUUACCACUUCAUGCUGCAGUACGUUGGAUAUCGAGAGGGAGAAUUUUAAAAAGAUUAUUUGAAUUACGACAUGAAAUUGAAAUAUUUUUAAAUCAAAAGCACUCAGAUUUGGCUGAAUAUUUUUUUGAUGAGGAAUGGGUUGCAAAGUUGGCCUAUUUAUCAGAUAUUUUUUCACUUAUAAAUGAACUAAACUUAAGUCUCCAAGGAACUAUGACCACUCUCUUCAGUUUGUAUAAUAAAAUUGAUAUGCUUAAGGAAAAGUUAAAAAUGUGGUUGAAGCGCACACAAGAGAAUGAUUAUGAUAUGUUCCCUUCAUUUUCUGAAUUUUCAAACUCAUCAGGCUUAAAUAUGAGAAGUAUUUCAAGCAUUAUUUUUGAACACCUCGAAGGACUUUCUCAAAUGUUCAAUGACUGUUACCUACCUGAAGAAGACUUGCGUUCAGGAAAUUUGUGGAUAAUUAAUCCUUUUAUGAACCAUCAAAAUAGUAAUCUCACGGACUUUGAAGAAGAAAAACUAGCACAGUUAUCUUCAGAUUUAGGAUUACAAUCAAUAUUUAAAUCAAUGUCUGUAACUCAGUUUUGGAUAAAUGCAAAGGCAAGUUACCCAGAACUCCAUGAAAAGGCAAUGAAAUUUUUAUUGCCUUUUUCAACUAUUUAUUUAUGUGAUGCUACAUUUUCAGCUUUGACUGAGUUAAAGCAAAGAAAUCUGUUGGUUUCUGGCCCUGCCCUACGACUUGCAGUCACGUCUUUAAUUCCGAGAAUAGAGAAAUUAGUCAAGGAAAAAGAAUAGUAAUGUGCAUAUUGCUUAUUAUCAAAGUCUAUAAUUUUGUGUUAAAUUUUGUAUGAGAUAAAUAUCCUAAAAUAUAAUUUCCUAAUAUGGAUAUGUGUUUUUGGUGAUUUAAUAAGUGUUUUAAUAAUUUUUCUUUUUGUUGAGGAAUUUAUAUAUGCAUUUACAAAUAACUAUAAUUUUAAUAAUCCAGGAUAGAGAAUUAGCUAUUUUAUUGAUUGAUCACAUAAUUUGGAUUAGUGACAAAGAUGUAGGUACUGACAGGCCCAGUUUAUAAUGUAAUAGCUAGCACACCUGGACAUUGAAACGGCUUGGCCUUUAGAAGCACAUGGGACAUUUCAGUCUUCAGCCAGCCAGCUACCUACCCAGCAAGUUGCAGGUAGGUAGAAAACGAAGUCCAAGCAGCCCUGCUAACAGGAAGUGGAAGCAGGGGAGAGUUUGAGACCCCUCUAAAGAUCCUCUCUGGCUCUCUAGAUCGGGGCUUGGCAAACCUUUUUCAUAAAAGGCCAGGGUAGUGAAUAUAUUAGGCUUUGUAGGCCGUAAGGUGAGAACACUCAGUUCUGUGUUUACAGCACAAAAGCAGCCAACUGCAGACUAUAUACAAAUGAAUGUGGCUGUCUUUCAAUAAAACUACUUAUUUAUGACCA